AUGGCUAGCUUACAACACCCAUUUCAGUGCUUGCAAUAUGCCAAGCGCAACUCACAGGGCCUGUCAAAUUUGCUGAUUGCUGCUGCGGGGCGUCAUCUCUACACUUACGAUGCCACCAGUGGUCAGCGCCUGGACGUCUGGCCUCAAGAUGUAGGAUCGGCUGUGGAGCCUGCUUCUGAUGCAGCGCCCACUACAGAGGGCGACGCACCCCCUGAAAAAAGAAGAAAGCUAUCUCCUGCUUCUGAGGGCCAGCAGGGGCAGAAGCCCUCUGACAAGAAGCCUCUAACGGGUACCACCAUACCCCUCUUGGUGACUUCUCCCGAUGGCAAAUACGUAAUUGCUACGACUGGGGACGGCAAGACAAUCCAGGUCUUCGAACUGAGUGAUGAUGGGAAAUUCAAGGAAUUAAGCUCCCGAAUGAUGCCAAAGCGACCGAGUGCUCUGGCCUUGACUCCUGAUGGUCAAACAAUCCUUUGUGGCGACAAAUUUGGUGAUGUCUACUCACUGCCACUGAUCCCCGGCGAGUAUGUGAGGAGGAUCGUGGAGCAACCCGCCAUCCCGUCUGCCACCUCACUCACUGUCCACACCAAAGGUAAUUUGCGAACCCUGGAGAUGCAGAGACUUCAGGCAGAGAAGAAAGCCCAGACUGCGAAGCAAGAAACCGCCGCGCUCAACUUCGAGCACCACAACAUCAUUGGCCACGUUUCAGUGCUCUCGGACCUGAUCUCUGUAUCUGUGUCUGGGCGGAACUAUAUCCUGACUGGAGACCGUGAUGAGCAUAUUCGUGUGUCUCGUGGUAUUCCACAGGCGCAUGUGAUUGAGCAAUUCUGUCUGGGCCAUACUUCCCUCGUUAGCAAGCUCUGUGUCCCCUCCUGGGCACCUCACCUUCUCGUGUCCGGUGACACUGAUGGUAACUUAUUUUUGUGGGACUGGAGGAAUGCAGAGAUUCACCAUAACAUCUCGAUUGAGGAAACUUUGCAAUCGGAAGCUAUGGUGCGCGGUAUUUGGGAUGUUUCCCUUGAGCAGUCAGGUGCUUCAGGCCCAGUAAACGUAAUUCUGGUCAGCUUGGAAGGAUCUUCGCAGGUUCUCUGCUACACAAUCGAGGACAAUGCUCUCCGGGCCCAGGAUACCAUUCAGGUUUCUGGAAACGUCCUCGGUUUAGUUGGAAUCGAUUCACGGGGAACGGUUAUCGUAUCCGUGGAUACUGUCCGCGAACCUGGUUCAACUGACAUCUGGAAGCCUAGUUCUGGGGCCCUUCUCGAGUCAUUCCAGGUUAGCCUCGGUCCUGACGGCCUGAACUGUGCUCUGACUGAAGAUACAAUGGUGGUCAGCAUCAACUCGGUCGGUACCAGUGAUCUUCCCACUGGAUUGAACGAGAAACAACAGAAAGAGUUUAAUGAUUCCCUGUACAAUCUGGGAAACAUGAAGAAGAAACACUAUGAAGAGUAA
Molecule: messenger RNA, 1449 nt
Organism: Penicillium longicatenatum
Lineage: Eukaryota; Fungi; Ascomycota; Eurotiomycetes; Eurotiales; Aspergillaceae
Gene: trm82
Product: putative tRNA methyltransferase
Exons: 3
Coding region: 1-1449 (482 amino acids)
Biological process (GO): RNA (guanine-N7)-methylation
Cellular component (GO): tRNA methyltransferase complex; cytosol; nucleus
Molecular function (GO): tRNA (guanine(46)-N7)-methyltransferase activity; protein binding
Source: RefSeq, a predicted model, not a curated record